Messenger RNA from Hymenoscyphus albidus, 498 nucleotides. The record is from the annotation of a GenBank genome assembly. Lineage: Eukaryota; Fungi; Ascomycota; Leotiomycetes; Helotiales; Helotiaceae.
AUGCAUUUUUCAUCAACCUUUCUGCUUGCCAUUGCCGCACUCCUUGAUACGACCACUGCCCAAAUCCCGGAUAUAUUUCAGGGGUCUGCACACCUCGACAACAAAGGAGGAGGUAUUUUCGAUAUCAACUAAAUCUACAAAUACAAGGGCGAUUGCGAACUCAUCCAAUGCCAGCACGAAAUGGGCACAUUUCCGAUGAACAAUUAUGUAGUCAGUUGUGCUCCUGAUACAGAAUACGCAGUCGAGAUUGACUGGGUAGAUUUUGAUCUUCCCCUUCGUAUUGCUAUCAUCACACCCAAUGACGAACCAUAUGGCACUGAUAUGAUUCCUUUCAACAAGAAGCAUAUCGUCGGCCCUACUGGAUUCGAAAACUCUUGCGAGUUUGGCUUCAAGCUUGACAAAGAUUACAAUGAGUUACUUAUCGAGGGCGAUUCAAAUCUGUCGCCUAAUGCACCAAAUGGCAUUCAUGAUGAUGAGCGCCCGAUUCCCCUGUGCUAA